Aphis gossypii (cotton aphid) is the source of this 2157-nucleotide messenger RNA. RefSeq lists its product as uncharacterized. NCBI's taxonomy places the organism in Eukaryota, Metazoa, Arthropoda, Insecta, Hemiptera, Aphididae. Gene Ontology annotation, molecular function: DNA helicase activity. Bases 1 to 2157 code for a protein of 718 amino acids. The transcript is spliced from 2 exons. Gene Ontology annotation, biological process: telomere maintenance; DNA repair. The record is from RefSeq and is a predicted model, not a curated record.
AUGAUUCGGGAAAAUGAAGAUAAUCACAUAUUGAAAUGUCGGCGAUUAUAUCACAAAUAUGUUGUUGACAUGUAUGUUAAAAUUGAAACGGAGAGAUUAACAUUCAUCAGGUUGAAUCAAACCAAACUCCGAUCUGAAGAGUAUAUUCACCUUCGAGAUGCGAUUAAUACUGAUGGAAAUGCACAGAAUGUCGGUCGGAUGACUAUUCUUCCAGCAACAUACAUCGGAAGCCCUCGGCAUAUGCACGAAUAUGCUCAAGAUGCCAUGUCGUAUGUUCGUCAUUAUGGUACAGCAGAUUUGUUCAUCACAUUUACAUGCAAUCCGCAAUGGAUAGAAAUCAAUCAGGAGUUAUUCUCUGGGCAAUCACCCAUUGAUCGUCAUGAUAUUACAGCCAGAGUCUUUAGACAAAAGCCAAAUGAAGUUGAUGCAGUGAUAUCAGCUGAAAUCCCUAAUGUACAAGUAGAUCCUGGAUUGCAUGAGGUAGUUAUCAAAAACAUGAUACAUGAACCCUGUGGAACUCUUAAUCAAAAUUCACCGUGUAUGAUGGAUGGUAAAUGUUCAAAACGAUAUCCACGGACAUUAAUAUCGGAAACAAUUACUGGUAAUGACGGUUAUCCAUUGUAUCGUCGCAGAUCGACAGCAGACAAUGGAAAAUCAACAAUUGUCAAAUUAAAUCAACAAGAUAUUGAAAUAGAUAAUCGUUGGAUUGUUCCAUAUUCACCCAUUUUAUCAAAGACAUUCAAAGCACACAUCAACGUUGAAUCUUGCCAUUCAGUGAAAUCUAUUAAAUACAUUUGCAAAUAUGUAACUAAAGGGAGUGAUAUGGCUGUGAUUGGAAUUGGUGCAGAGAAUUCAAAUGAUGAAGUUACCCAAUACCAAAUGGGCCGCUAUGUCAGUAGUAAUGAAGCAGUUUGGCGAAUAUUUUCUUUUCUUAUUCAUGAGAGACACCCUUCUGUUGUUCACUUAGCUGUGCAUUUAGAAAAUGGACAAAGAGUGUAUUUUACAGCACAGAACGCUGUACAAAGAGCUGCUCAGCCACCAUCUACUACAUUAACCAGUUUUUUUGAGACAUGCCAAAACGAUGAUUUCGCACAAACAUUGCUAUAUUCUGUAAUGCCAAAAUAUUAUACCUGGAAUCAAUCCUCAAGGAGAUUUAUACGACGGAAACAAGGAAAACCAGUUCCAGGAUAUACAGAUGUAUAUUCCACCGAUGCGAUUGGCCGGAUUUAUUCAGUACAUCCAAGCAAUGAUGAAUGUUUUUACUUACGACUGCUAUUAGUCAAUGUACGUGUCCCAACAUCAUUCCAACAGUUACGAACUGUUGAUGGUGAAUUGUGUGUAUCCUACAGAGAAGCCUGUCAACGUUUGCAAUUGCUUGAAAAUGACGCUCAUUGGGAUCAAACUCUCAAUGAUGCUGUAAUAUCAUCACACGCUCAUCAAAUACGAACAUUGUUUUCUAUAAUCAUAUCUACAUGCUUCCCAUCAAACCCAAUUGAUUUGUGGAUCAAGUACAAAGAUUAUAUGUGUGAUGAUAUUUUGUAUCAAAUACAGAAUAGAAUGAGAAAUCCAAAUAUACAAAUCAGUGAAGAAAUUUACAAUGAAGCAUUGAUUUCAAUUGAGGACAUGUGCUUGAUAAUGUCAAACAAACUAUUAAUUCAAUUAGGCCUGACCGCGCCCAAUCGUCCAAUGCAUGACGCUUUUAACCAAGAGUUGCAUCGAGAAACACUGUAUGAUCUCAACGCUUUGAAAGAAUUAAUUCAAACAAAUCUUCCACUGUUAAAUGAACAACAGAAGUAUGUAUUUGAAACUCUUAUGAAAGUAACAAAUGAUGAAACUGGAGGGAUUUACUUCUUAGAUGCACCUGGUGGUACAGGAAAAACUUUUUUGAUUUCAUUAAUAUUAGCAACAAUUCGCUCACAAAAUAAAAUUGCACUUGCACUCGCUUCGUCGGGAAUCGCAGCAACUUUGCUUGAAGGUGGUCGAACAGCCCAUUCAGCACUAAAAUUGCCAUUAAAUAUGCAUAGCAAUGAAACUCCAACCUGCAACGUUUCGAAGAACUCUGCAAUGGCAAAGGUUUUGCAGCAAUGUAAAUUGAUUGUUUGGAUGAAUGCACGAUGGCACAUAAAAAAUCUUUGGAGGCUUUGGACAGAACCUUAA